UGAGUGAUUGAAUAGAAGAAAACCCAAAACUCAUCCGCGAGUGUUUUCCACCCCUGGCCGAAAGUGGUUCAAGGUUCAAAGUGUGAUGCAGCUGGCAAACGGAGCAGAGAAAAAGCAAAGUUUAAUUGUGCCUGAGGGACGGUCCCCGGCGAACAAAAGUUGAUUCCGCCAGGGAAGGGAUUUGUGGUCGGCCCCACCAAACCGCGCCAGUAGACCGCAAGUCGACCCUUUGAACUCCCGCCAGCGCACGAGGAGGAAAUCCUUAUUCAUGACCCUGUUCAACGGCCCGCGUUGAUCGGGCAGAUAAUGAACGUUCCAGAGGAAGGUUUUGCGGAACAACAGAGUGGGAAGUGGGCUGGAAGUGUGGGAUUUAAUUUUGGGAACCGCGGAAGCUGUGAAAACAAAAUCUUGUGGUUUGCCUUCUGUCUGUGCUGAGCGAAAGGAAAGGAGUUCAAGGAACGAGAAAACGGUCCUUCAACUAAAUUCAACGAGUCAGACAGACACCACCAAGGUUCUUUUCGAGAUCAAAGCUCAAGGUGCAGACCACAUUAACAGCCACCACCAGCAGAGCAGCGAAUUCCUGGAGUGACGGCCACUUCUGGUUUAACAACCCUUGGCUAAUAACCGUGCAGCGGCACACUUGGAAACUCUCCCCAUCCAGCAACGGUUCCUGGCCACAGACUUUAACGACGGUUCACCACCGGCAACCAUCAUCCGCCUUCACCAUCGCCAGAGGACCCGCGGCGAACUUGAACUUGACGCUCGAAACUAGCAAACCAACUGAAGCGCGCGACCAGCGAAUGGUUUAGAGUGUGUGUGUUGUUGUAUUUUUAGCGAGCCGAUUUGUUGCAAAACUAUCGCAAGAUGCAAAAAGAAGGCGUUCGGCGGCUUGUUGGAGAAUUUUCGAGACGUCGUCCAAGACCAAGACGACCACGGCUCUAGAGUUCAAGCCGCCCCGCCGAGGUCGAAGAAUGUUUGAGGGAAAAAAAAUGUUGAAGAAGCUGCAGUUUGUGCGCGUGUGAGGAAAACAUAAACAAUUUUAAAGUUGGAAUUUACGUAAGUUGUCGGGCUUUUCCGAACGCUCCCAACGCAGACACGUCCACCGUUGGCGACGUUCCGCGACAACACUGACGGUGGGUUUUGCGAGAUCAGAUUCUGCAAAGCCGACAACACUACUACAACACAGAAACGCACGUUACGCGUACAGAAUACAGCUGUGAAAGCCGAAGCUGGCACACCGAAGGUGUGUGUGCAAAGAACAGAGUGUAGAACACAGAGCAAACAGGUUAAGCCGAACUCGUCUUCGGGCAAAUCCGUCGUCGUCGUCGUCGUCGUGUUCGUUCUUCCGCGUGCUGCGGACACGACGAGUGCGGUGCAACGGACGAGAGACAGUCGGUUUAGUCGGUGGUUAGCAAGCGGUCGGUGCUGAUUCAUUGCCUCAUUCAGCGGAAGACUGCCGCGCGACGAGCAAGUGUUUUCUCUCUCGAGGAGCAGUGCUUGAAAGGAAGAAACAACAAGGAUAUACACAUCAACCCUCCUAAAUCUCCCGUGUAAAUAUCAGCUGGUAGCGAGCCAAGUCAGCGGCGAACGGACUCGCGCGAACAUCUGGAAGAAUCGGUGCAAAAAGUUCUUGGUGCAGCAACGGUUCUUGGGAUAGAAGAAGAAACCCAAAGUGCAGUGCCACAAGAAGUGAGGCAUACGUAAAUCAGAUAUUGUGUGUGUUAGGGGAAAAGAGUGUGACAAGUGAAGCGUUGAGCCGCGCGCGACAGUUGUCGAAACAAUGAAACUUCGGUACCAAUUACAACGUUGAUUGCUAACUGCCAUGGAGUGCGACAGCUGAAGCGGCAAGAACGCGCCGCGUUCAGUGUCUAGCCGAAAAGAAAAGCCGAAAAGCUUGAAAACAAAAAUUUGUACACACACAAAAGUGAGAAGUGAGCAAAAAAUGACGACACCGCUUCAAGUAGUGACGACGAAAAGUGAAACUCCACAAUGUUAGCCGUAGACUGUCUGGUCGGUGGAUUACUAGUCAGCUCGAUCGGUGUGAAUAUCCUAGCGCUCGGGGCUUUCUGGGUCACCCCAAGUCUGCGAACGACCGCGAAUCGGUUCGUGAUCAACCUGCUGAUUGUGAACCUGGUAUGCUGCAUAAUUCUCGGCCCGUCGCUGCUGCUGAAUGCAUUUACCGCGAAAUCCGGCGGUGGGGCGCAUCCACCGUCGACGGUGGUGGUACUGGCCGCGACCACUGUGUCGACCUCCACCACUGCGGCGUCUUCAGCGGCGACCUCCGGAAAUGUCGGCGGCGGAGGCAGCAGUCGAGGCUCUUCGACUGGGCUUCCAUUUACGAUCGUAGUGAAAUCCACCGCGGCCAGUGACGAUAGUGCUACUAGUGUACAUAAUAGAACCGAUAGGAUAGUCAAGUGCUGGAACGGCACCACCACCAUCGAAUGUGAUACUAUUUUGAUAAGAAGUAAUGUUAAUAUAGAAAAUGUGCUGCACGUGAAGUCAUCGCAUCUGGGCGAUGCCGAUGACGAUGAUGCAACGGGCUCGAAGCUUACACUAACAAAGAUAAGAUGCUGGGGGCUCGACCUGGUCGUUGCCCUGGGUUCCCUGUCGGUGCUACUGGUGGUGGGAGAUACCUGGUGUGCCAUUACGGACCCACUACGCUACCACUCGCGAAUCUCCGAGCUCAAGGCGUGGGCCUUCAUCGCGACAACGUGGCUGCUGGGAAUCGCGUUCGGAAUCGCUUCCGGCUUCCGCGGCGACCAGAAAAACAUAACUCUCUUCAACAACCGGCUCACGAGAGCCGAAGUGGUGGCCGCUUUUGAAACUAGUCAUUUAAAUAGGAAUCUGUCCGCCACCCAGCGGGCCAGCGAAAUUGGCCUAAUAAAUCAUCUCAACAUUUCGGAGGACUUGUACAACACCAUCUUCUCGUACACGUACUUUGUGAUUGUGAUUCUGCUGCCGUUUGCGCUCGUCUGCGGCAUGUACUGGCGAAUAUUUUCCGAGGCACGGGAGAGUGGCCAGCGGAUGCGACAAAACGGGUCCUCGCCACUGCUGCAGAGCGCGCUCAACUUGGCCGCUGCCUCCGCCCAGCGACAGGCGGAAAAACAAGCCGAACAGCAGCGCCACUUAGCAGACCGUGACGGGUGCGACGGGCUCACGAUGAAAAUCGAUAAACAGAUCCACUACGAGGAUGAAACCAUCGUCGUGAGCAGCAUUCAACCGUGUAAUAGUAUUAAGCAGAAAGAAUCCUGCCUGAAGCCGCUGCUACAGCCAUCACCGGCGCCAACUCCCGUUCACCAACCCACCAACAAGCACCAAUCGGACGCAGCUGACAAGCCGACAAUAGUACAAAUUGCAAACAAUACCACCGCCCCAUCACCGCAGCUCACGCCACUACCCCGGCUGAAAACGUCCAUGAAGCAGGACCGCAACCAUAACUGCAUGUUGGCCCCACCAAACGAAGACGACGACGAGGACAACAACAACGCAGCUGCCACCUCCGAUAUGCCUCGCAAGAUCCGUCGCAAUCACAGCAGUGCCGGUCGGCUGGUCAGUUUCAACGAUGAGCCCCUACGACCGGGCCUUCGCCAGGUCCACUCGACGCCCAACUUUCAGCAGUUGGCCUCGGCCGAGUUCGACCACAUUGGCAACCACCACAUCCUGUCGCUGCCGGCCGUGCACGUCCCGCCCAAGGCGCUCAGCUACAUGACAUCGAUCCGACAUCGACUCUCGAACGCGUCCUCGCUGUUCAAGUACCGCGAGGAGUCCCGCGCCGCCCGUAUCAGUAUUCUGGUGAUAAUCAUGUUCCUGGUGUCGUACCUCCCGUACGGCAUCUUGGUGCUCAUGCAGGGCCACGUUGACCUGUUCCUGGUCUCCGAUCAAGCCCUCCUAGCCAUCUUCACCGUGGUCAUCGCGAACCUCAGCUCCCCCUUCAUUUUCGCGUACCGCAACAAGCGGGUCCGCCGCGGCGCCCGCCGCCUUCUCGGCAUCGACAAAAAGACCAACGAGCGCCUCCAGAAGCUCACCAGCAGCAACACCCACUUCAACAACAACAACUACAACGCCAACAUCAGCUUUCACAACGUGCAGGCGGCCGGCGGUCCUGACGACGGCCACCACAAAUGCCACAAGGUGCGCAUCGCCGCGGCCGCCAAUGCCGCCGGCGGGAUGCUGUCCCGGAGCAACAGCUCGUGCAAGUACCUGACGCCGAACCACGCGGCCGCCGUCGCCGUCGCGAACGGGUUCAUCGUCGAGUUCGAGCGGUACCCGUCGGACGAGCUGAACAGCCUGUGCAUCCAGAAGAAGUCGAUCCUGAAACGCGUCUGUGAUAGCUCGCGCAAGUGGGGCUGCAACUUUGCGGCCAACUCGUGCACCAGCAACGACGGCGAGCAGACCGAGGUGUAACUGUAAGGGAUUGCUAGUUUAAGAGGGUGUUGUAUGGUUUAAGACUUCUUUGUGCCACUCGUCAGCUGACUCAAUCAACGUUGCUCGCCUUUAACGUGAUUUGAUUGAUGCGAAAUAGGCGCGGCAAAACAAACUGGAAAUGAUUCUCUUGGAAACGGGAAUCGUACGUCGUUGGCCAAACAGAUCGGCUGAUAGCGGGUUAUUUUGAAUCAAUCAAGUCGUAAAAAUAGAUUGGAAUCUUUAGCUGAAAGUGAAGCUGAUCAAUAGUUUUGAUUUUGUUGUCAGCUCACGUGCUGAGAUAAGUUUGAUUAGAAUUUAAAUCUUUAGCAGUUAAAUCUUUAAUUUUGAUCUCAUUCAGUGCUGCAAAAAAUGCGAGCGAUUUUUUAAAAUUAGUUCUAGAUUUUUUUUUUAAACGCAAUAACUUAUAGGAUCUUUU
Culex pipiens pallens (northern house mosquito) is the source of this 4840-nucleotide messenger RNA. RefSeq lists its product as uncharacterized. Gene Ontology annotation, cellular component: membrane. The transcript is spliced from 4 exons. Gene Ontology annotation, molecular function: dopamine neurotransmitter receptor activity, coupled via Gi/Go; G protein-coupled receptor activity. Gene Ontology annotation, biological process: adenylate cyclase-activating adrenergic receptor signaling pathway. The coding region runs from base 1990 to 4404 and encodes 804 amino acids. Lineage: Eukaryota; Metazoa; Arthropoda; Insecta; Diptera; Culicidae. The record is from RefSeq and is a predicted model, not a curated record.